AGUUAUGAACAAGAUAUACAUGAAGGCAUGCUGCCCAAGUCUCUCAGGUCACUCGUGAUCAGUACACCCAGGUUGUUCACACUCCACCCAGGCUCAUUACCAACCAAGUUAAAGACACUCAUUCUUGGGCCAUACUUUGACCAAUUCGGUGUGUUGAGCAUCAUCCCAAGGUCACUGCGUGUACUGAUGUUUGGACCACGCUUCAAUCAAGCCCUUGAGCCAGGCUCACUACCUCCCAAACUUCGUUCAUUGUACUUUAACUAUAGUUACCAACAAGUGAUCCAACAUGGUGUCUUGCCCACAACACUUCAAACCUUGAACUUUGGACACUCUUUCAACCAGCGUAUCAUGCCUGGGUCACUACCGCCAUCACUAAAGACCAUUAUCUUGUCAGAUUCAUUCAAUCAGAAGCUGUUGGCUGGCUGCCUUCCUGAGUCCCUCUCAUCAUUGUCGUUUGGAGAGAGCUUCAACCAUGACAGAGAGGCUCAAUGGAAUGUUGAGAAGCUAGAGUCACUGGGGAUUGAUCGAAUCGAUGACAUGCCAUUUCAAACACAGAGCGGAGGAUCACAAGUAUAUGGUUCCAGUUUCAAACAGUCACCCAAGAAUGUUGUCCUUCCAAGCAGUCUCACGACUCUGUCUGUGGUCUCAAUACAUCAACUCAUGUGGUUGGCUCAAUCUACAACAUCAAUGAUCAUUCUGGAUACGGUGGAGGUGCGUCAGGCUGUAUAUAUACAUAAUCCAAGGAUUCUUUCGGAAUUGAAGCCGUUGAUGAACAUAAGUAUCAAGACUCUGAUUUUUGAAAGACAUUAUUCUGUUACAGAAUCAUUGAGAUCCUUUAGGUUUGUUGCCAAUUUCGUUCCAUUGGUUCAAACUUAUAAGCAACACUUUCAUAUGCAUGGGCUGGUCUUUAUCAACAUUGCCACUUAUCGCCAUAUUGAUAACAACACCGCAUUAUUCCUUCAUCGAGAUGAAGUAUAUGAACGAUUAUACUAUGUCAAUCAUAAGCCAGGCAUUGAGCCAAAUACUUAUGAGCCAUUAUAUCAAAAGAAACAAUCAAACUCAUCAUUGUCCAAGUUUGGACGAUCAAUCAAACAACUGUUAAUGAUCAAUAAACUUCCAAAGAAG
Molecule: messenger RNA, 1125 nt
Organism: Acytostelium subglobosum LB1
Lineage: Eukaryota; Evosea; Eumycetozoa; Acytosteliales; Acytosteliaceae
Exons: 1
Source: RefSeq, a predicted model, not a curated record